Molecule: messenger RNA, 1345 nt
Organism: Rotaria sp. Silwood2
Lineage: Eukaryota; Metazoa; Rotifera; Eurotatoria; Philodinida; Philodinidae
Source: the annotation of a GenBank genome assembly
AUGUCAUAUACACGACGUUUGGGAAUUUCGACUUUCAAUCUCUCAUUAACAAGUUGUAUAUCUUCAACUCUGAUUAAAUUGAAAAUUGAUGUUAAUACCUUUGAUGAUUGUCUCUAUCUUCUUGAUGGACGUCUCGAAUGUUUAUCCAUAUUGAUCGUCAACAUACGUGAAAUUUCUAUGUCAUUAUCAAAAAUAGAUAAUACUAAAAAACUUAUUAAAUUAAAUCACUUUUCAUUAAUGUCGGUUGUUCACACAAUAUUUUAUGAUGCACAAGUUGUUCCACUACUUCAGCGAAUGACAAAUCUUGAAGAAUUAACAUUAUUUAUUUCAGUAUUAAGAAGUGAAUCGACUUAUAUUGAUGGCAAUUAUUUUUAUGAUGAAAUUCUUGUUCAUAUGCCACGACUAAACAAAUUUACUUUUAGUAUAAUCACUGAAAUUGUUAAGGCAAAUAUUGGAAUUGAUUUUCCAUCAAAUGAUGACAUUCAAUUUAGUUUCAAGAAAAGAGGAUAUAAUCAAGUUGGUUCGUAUUCCGACUAUGAUUCAACGAUGGGCGUAGCCAGAUGUCAUGUCUAUUCACUCCCAUAUCAAUUCGAAAUUUUUAUUAAUCUGAAUAACUUUUUUUCAGGAGGCAUGUUUAAUAAAGUUCGAUACUUAACAAUGAAUGAUACAAGUCCAUUUGAACAUGAAUUAUUUAAACUAGUGUCUCAAGAUUUUCCUUGUCUUGAAAAUUUAUAUAUAUAUAAUUUCUGUGCUCAAGAAAACAAACAAGAUUCAUGUACAUUGAUUGUAUUUCCUCAUCUUAUUGAACUCAGGCUAGGUAGAUCACAUAUAAAUUAUGCUGAACAGUUUCUCUUUGAAAAGAACACUCGUUUGCCUCGUUUACGAAAACUCAAGAUCGACUACAAAACACUUGAAAUGGUAACCGAUAACUUUACCAAUGAUGCAGCGCGUCUUAACUGUGCUAACUUGCAAAGUAUUGAUUUAGAUGGGCCGUUUGUUCGUCCAAAAAAUUUUCAUCAAUAUUUUUCUUUAUUGUAAAUUGUAUGUCUUUUGUUAAAAUUUGUUUCAAUAAAGAAUUUUUUGAAAGUUGAUUACAUAUUUUGGAUCAUGAUAUAGAAUGUUAGAAAUGAUUUGGUUUGUUAAUAAUUGGAAUUAAUUCCGAAAAAAAGGGGAAAGUGCCACCUCUAAUCUUCAUCCAAACAAGGAUCCCGAAUACGCGUGAAAACGCUUAAAAACAGAGUUUAUUUAAUGUUUACAGGCGCGCAGAGAGUAGUGGACGUGAAAAUGUUAAUACAUUGCCUAUUCUGCGUAUGUGCACGCAUACAAAAGUGGAAAUACAAAAUCU